UCAAAAUAUCCUAUGUUUGUUUAUAGAACCAGCAAUACGGAAGUGGGCGCAAUAUAGUUACUCGUAGAAUACCUCUAUAAAAGAACAGCUAUAGCAGCUCGAUACACACAUUAUAUACCAGAUUAUUUUGCAAGCAAUAUAAUAAGAUGAAUUGGAAACUCAUACUCACUGUGCUCAUCGUCGGUGUAAUAGUUUCUUCUGAUGCCUGGGGUGGGAGACGUAGAAGAUGGCUGAGAAAAGUUGGUCGUAUUGUAAAACGUGUUGGGAGAACUAUUGUUAAAGGCGUGAAGAAAGUUGGACAUUUUAUCAACAAAGGUUGUACCGUUUACAACAAAGCGUACGCGUGUGUGACUGGUGACCAACUGAAACUAUUAGCAGAUAAACUAAAGAUGAUUGAAACGUCCAGCUCACCUAAAAAUGAUGAUGGUAUAAUGACAGCAGCCAAGUGGCUAAAUACCGGAUGCAAAGUGUACAGGAAAAUGCAUGGAGACAUGAUGCCCCAUCAACUUAGAGAGCUAAUGCAAUCGGAUUUCGAGGCUUACGAACGAAAUUUGAAACAAGCCGAAACUACGUUGGCGAAAGUUUUAAAAGCAGAUGAUGCAAGAGCAAUGGUGGAAAAUAUGGAUGCUCUGAUUGCUGAUAGUUCUGUCGAUCUUGGGGAAGACGAAGUUGAAGACGGUAACAGCCUUUCGGUUGACGCUGAGCUUUCUCAAGAAAACUUGGUUGACGCUGAGCUUUCUCAUCAAGAUGAAACUGAUCUGAUGGAAGAAUUGCUGAAAGAGUAAUUGCCAUGUUCAAUGCACAAUGAGUAUUAUUCAUACAUUCAAUAAAUACAACCACCCUCCUA
Messenger RNA from Ciona intestinalis (vase tunicate), 847 nucleotides. Lineage: Eukaryota; Metazoa; Chordata; Ascidiacea; Phlebobranchia; Cionidae. The record is from RefSeq and is a predicted model, not a curated record.